Messenger RNA from Gymnogyps californianus (California condor), 2863 nucleotides. It is a transcript of the gene CCDC62, whose product is annotated as coiled-coil domain containing 62. NCBI's taxonomy places the organism in Eukaryota, Metazoa, Chordata, Aves, Accipitriformes, Cathartidae. The record is from RefSeq and is a predicted model, not a curated record. The transcript is spliced from 13 exons. Bases 193 to 2298 code for a protein of 701 amino acids.
GCCGUGCCCCCACCUCGGUCAGUUCUCAACGGCUUGCGUUUGUCGUUCCUGCAGGGUUGCCAGGUCAGCAGCAGUCUCGGCGGGUAACCAUGUAGUGCUUAAAUCAGAGGCAGCCUCCAUGCUGAACGUUACAGUCAUAAAUAGUUACCAGUAUCCGCUAAUGCCUGAUAGCGUUGUGGUCCCCAGUCCCCUAUGAAUUCAUCACUGCCGCAUUCUGCUUCGCCCCAGAAACUUAGCCCAAGCCUUGAGGACAGCACCAUUCAGAAACAGAGGCAAGAACUCCAGCUUUUAAUUGUUGAACUGAAAGAUCGUGAUAAGGAACUCAAUGACAUGGUUGCAGUGCACCAGAGACAGCUUCUGGCCUGGGAAGAUGAUCGGCAAAAAAUACUGACUUUAGCAGAACGGUGCAACUUACUAAAACAUGAGCUGAACAAGAGAAAUGAAAUUAUAAAGUCACUGACCAAAAAGUUAAAGCUCUUAGAAUCUCAGCAGAAUGACAGUAAGACAAUUGAAAAUACACAACAGACGUUUAAAGAGCUGUCUCAAAAAGUAACAGAUGCAACUGUUCACUGUCAGGCUCUGGAGGAGAAAAAUCAAAGUCUCCACUGCUUAGUUUUUGAACUGUCUGCUAAAACAGGCCAGCUGCAAGCAAGAGAACAGGAGCUGCUUACUAUGCUUAAGCUGAAGGACGAGGCUAUACUUGAAACAACUGAUCACAUUACUGAGUUUACAUCUAAAUUCAAGAAGCUGGAAAGCGCAUGGCGUGCAGCAAAGACGGAGGAAUUCAGUCUCAACAAAGAAAAGCAAGACCUCAAACUGAGACUGAAAGAACUAAUACUUGAAACAAAUAAGCUGAAAGAUGACCUCUGUGAAAAGGUGAAAGAAAAUAAUAAGCAGCAGGAAGAAAUCAUUCACCUCAAACAAGAAAAUGGCUGCUUGAGGAAUGAGCUCGCACUUAUUGUUGAGAAAGCAAAGAGAAAGGAUCAACUUCUUCAGUUUGCCAAGUCUAAACAAGCGCGGACUGACACAGAACUAUCAAGCUUGCGACAGAUCUACGUAAAACAGCAGCGUGACUUGCAAUUUCUUCAUGUCAAUUUGGAGAGCUCUCAGGAAUUAAGGCAAAAGCAUGACAAGGCGGCACAUGAAAGGAGCAUAGGUAUGGCAUUCUCUGCCCCUGAAAGUAACAGUGAGACAGACAUGGUUAGGACUGAGGGCAUCCACGGGAUAUGCGAGGAGCGUGGAACUGCACAAGUUCCAAAAAGUAGGGUAAAAACCACCUCUGAGAUGUGCGAAGUAGAUAAUAAACUGUUACUGAAUGCAUCAGACUUGGAGGAAACUACCUCAGCGUACUUAAACCGGUGUCAAAAAGUUGUGAAAGUCUUGGCUGUCCUUACGGAAGAAGAAGAAAAGCAGGAUCUUGCAUCAAGCUCUGAUGAGCUAGGCAGCGAAGUAUUUUGUGAGGCAAAGAACACAAGGCCAUUGAGAAACAGGGAAGUUUCUGACAACGGAGUGGAAAGCAGAGACCAACAAACCUUUGAGUCAUCUUUACCUGAAUACGAGCAUUGGCUUAACGUCAGUUCUUGUGUAGAUUUGCAAAGUACUUCGAUCCAGAACACCGUCACAUCUGACAAAACUGAUAAUGAAAAUAAAACCUGGGAAGAGAGAACUGGAAUACUGUUUGGCCAAAAAAGCAGAGAGGCUCCUGCUGCAAUUCACAACUCUGAAUCGGAUUCCUGUAGUAAUAACUUCAUCAUAAAAAAAGAUGCACGAUGGAAGCCAAUAUCAGAUCCGGAAUGGCUGAAGAUUUUCAAACCCAUAAAAGGAGAUGGAAAUAUAUGGCAUGGAAAAGAUUGCAGUUGUCUCAAGACUGCACAAGAGAUGAAAUGUGCCAGCUCAAAAAGUGAAGAAAAUAUGGAUCUGAAUUCUUUUCACUUGGAUUCUCCUUGUUUGACAUCCACCCAGAAAGGAGACAGGCCUCAAAGAUGUGAGAAAUUCUCUGAUGAAGACUUCCCUCUGGAGAUCAAUAACCUUUCAGUGACUAAGCCAACAAAUAGAUGCUGCAACGCUACCAUGGACCAAAACACCAGUUCCCCCAUAAGUAAGCUGCAGCAUGCGUUGGCCGAGUCUCGACAGAUGGUUGCUGAUCUGGAGCUUAACACUCUCCUCCACGCGAGCCCUCGCUGCAGUCCAAACAGCAGCAACGUUAAUACAACAGCAGAACUUGCAGAAGCUCUUCACAGAACCCAGUUAUCUGCUGCGGAAGAAAGAGAUGCUAAGCUGCCAUUCUUUUCUCUAUGAUGUUCCUGGAUGAAGAAGUUUCCAGUAUAGAAUGAAUUUUGAGAACUGAAGAUCAUCAACCCGUCAGCUACAAUGGAAAGUUACCUAUUUUUUUUCCAUGGCUCUCUGAGCGUUUGAAAGACUCGCAAGUGGCAGAAAGAUGUGACUAUGCGGGCAUAUAUUUUAUCUUGAAAUAAAACAUAGAAUUAUGCCAAGAUUAACAAAACUAUUUUUAUAACUGAGAACUCAGGUUAAAUACUAGCUUGUUUUUUAAGAAUCCUGAGUGUGUAAUUGUUAUGACAUAGGAACUAUUUUUCUUACCUUUUUUUUUUAUGGUGGCUCAGAAAUAUUUAUAGAGUAUGACACAGCCAAGCAUUCAUUUUUUUUUGUUAGUUAUUGUUUUUGUUCUGGACUUCUUGCCAUGUAGAGAGAGAUGAAUAAUGUUUAUAGGAAGUUCCCAGUUAGUGGUGUAACCAGGAACUGCCUCCUACAUUGUUGAAAUGGAAGAGCUGUCGCCCACAAGAUGGGCAAAACAACGCUUCCCCGGUCGGGAGCUAUUUAUUCUUAUAAAAAGCUUAUAACAAGA